AGGAAUCUUCGCCUCGCUCUCUCUCUCUCUCUCUCUCUCUCUCUCUAUCUCUCCGUACCAUCGCGCGCGGUUUCGUCGACGGUGUUCGAACGAAAGGUUUAAAGCCACGUAAGUGAGGAUUUUCUCCGGCGCGGCGGCGGCGGCGGCGGCGGCGGCGGCGGCCUCCAUGGACUCCUCCGGGCUCCGACGUUCGUGGAGGUACCCCAAUUUGGGCGGCGGCGGCGGCGGCGGCGGCGACUCUCUCUCGACCGUAGAUUCCUGGGGAUUCGGCCGCUCGAGCGGCGAAUCCAAUUUGGGGAGCGCCUUCGACGCCGCCGAGUCCGCCAAUCGCGUGAUCCGGGUCGAGAUCGUGGCGGAGCCUCCCGCCGAGAGCCGCCCCGGCAAUGGCGGAGGGCUCCGCCGCCACCGGAAGCGCCGGAGCGACGAGGAAGAAUUUGAUUUGAACAAUUCCGAGCCUGAAUCAGAGGAAGAAUACGAGGCUUACGAAGAAAACUAUGACGACAAGGAGGCUGUAGCUCUGAUUGGAGUAUCACCACCAGGUGAUGAUUCAUCUUGGAGAACAGAAUGUUCUCAGGUUUUGAGAGUAAAGUCUAUAUAUAUCUGCUCCGCUAUAUUUGCUGCCGAAAGCCCCUUUUUCGACAAGCUUUUCUCGAAUGGCAUGAAAGAAUCUGAGCAGCAACAUGUCACCCUAAAAAUCAAUGCUUCUGAGGAAGCUGCUGUUAUGGAGCUCUUGAGAUUUAUGUGUAAUGGGAAUUUGUCUACAACCUCACCGUCUCUCUUGCUGGAUGUGUUGGUGGCUGCUGAUAAAUUCCAGGUUGUUUCUUGCAUGAGGCAUUGCAGCUGGUUACUUGCUAACUUGCCUAUGACUGCCGACCUAGCAUUUUUCUAUCUCAAUCUGCCUUGUAGUGUUUCCAUGCCUGACGCGGUCCUGCCAUUAACCAAUGCGGCAACGGACUUCCUCGCAACAGAAUUUAAGGAUCUGACCAAGCACCAAAAUGUGGUGAUGGACUUUCCUCUCUCUGUGAUUGAAGCUAUCCUCUCCCGCAACGAUCUCAAAGAGACCUCGGAGGAUGAGGUCUACAACUUUGCUCUAAAGUGGGCACGCGCUCGGUACCCUGAGCCGGAAGAAAGGCGUGAGAUUCUGAAUUCUCGACUGCUCCCUCUUAUACGCUUCUCUCGGAUGAGCUGCAGCAAGCUCAGGACGGUCCUUGAAUGCAGCGAGUUCGACAGUAAACUCGCUCGAAAAUUCGUGCUGGAAGCACUUCUUUUUAAAGCUGAGAAACCUCAUCAUCAGAAAGCACUUCUCCAAGGCGAGUCGACUUCCCAGAUGUUCGCCGAGCGGGAUUACCACUACCAUCCGGUGAAGGUGGUCGAGUUCGACCAGCCCUUCCCACAGUCCGUUGCUUUCCUCGAUUUGAAGAGAGAGGAAUGUGCCAAAUUGUUUCCCGGGGGCCGGUUAUAUUCCCAGCCAUUCUAUCUCGCCGGCCAUGGCUUCUUCCUCGCGGUCCACUGUGACACAGGUCAUGAAAGCGCCAGCCACUGCUUUGGGCUUUUCUUGGGGAAUCAAGAGAAUGAGAAAGACCCCAAAAGCUUUACGGUGGAGUACAAAUUCGCUGUGAGGGCGAGACCGUCGGGAGAGUUUGUGAAUAAGUAUGGGGGUACAUACGCUUUUACUGGGGAGAAGGUGGUUGGGUGUGGGAACAUCUUCCCGUGGAGUUCGUUCAUCCAUAAAGAUAGCCCGUAUUUCAUUAAUGAUGUGUUGCAUUUGAGAGCUGAAUUAACUGCAAAGCAAUGUGUCAUGUAAGUGUGUACAUGUACAGUGGACACGAUUUUGAGCUCCAGUUGUGCUCUGGAUGUUGUUUUCUCCACUGGUUCAGUGGUCGGACGCGCGAGUGAAAAGUAUUGACGGAAGUAGAAAGCUCUAGGCAUCGUGAUACAGGUCUUUUUAUUUUAUUGGAAGAUUGUGGAGCUCGACAAGAGAACAAUGUUGAUGGUGGUAUGUGAUUAUUGUGGGACUUAAGAUGCACUUUUGACCUUCCAGCCUUUGAUGUGUUUUUCUUACUUCAGAUGCUGAUCUCGAAUAUCUUUAUUAA
Messenger RNA from Ananas comosus (pineapple), 2093 nucleotides. RefSeq names its product BTB/POZ domain-containing protein POB1-like. Gene Ontology annotation, molecular function: protein binding. The coding region runs from base 167 to 1804 and encodes 545 amino acids. The transcript has 6 exons. Lineage: Eukaryota; Viridiplantae; Streptophyta; Magnoliopsida; Poales; Bromeliaceae. Gene Ontology annotation, cellular component: nucleus. Gene Ontology annotation, biological process: response to red light. The record is from RefSeq and is a predicted model, not a curated record.